Molecule: messenger RNA, 2106 nt
Organism: Stegostoma tigrinum
Lineage: Eukaryota; Metazoa; Chordata; Chondrichthyes; Orectolobiformes; Stegostomatidae
Gene: fpgt
Product: fucose-1-phosphate guanylyltransferase
Exons: 4
Coding region: 310-2079 (589 amino acids)
Molecular function (GO): transferase activity, transferring phosphorus-containing groups
Source: RefSeq, a predicted model, not a curated record
CCUCUCCGGCUGCUCCCGAGGCGCCGCCAUGUCUGGUCAGCGGUUGCUAUGGAGAAUCAGGGCAGUAACUGCGCAGGCGUGGAAUCAACCAUCAUCACAACAGCCACGUUCUGCAACGUCCGUAAACAAUCACAGUCAUUGCCUCUGGGCACAUGAAGCAUUUAUCCAUGUUUAGUAGUUGGAUUGUAUGUUCCCGAUUGUGUAUGUUGAGGUGCCUAUUGUAUUAAUCUCAGUGUCUUUCAUCACCAACCCCAAAGCCUCCAGAGCGGAUGGUUCUUCCCACGGCGCUGACCCUGUGACCCUGGGACAAUGGACGAUGCGCAGAGGCUGCGGAACGCGACCCGGAGGCGGCUGCGGGACUUCCAGAAGAUUCGAGGAAAGAAGGUGACACCUGGUGAGUUCUGGGACAUCGUGGUCAUUACAGCUGCUGAUGAGAAACAAGAACAGGUGUUCAAGCAGCAAAUCCGCAACAAGCUUGGGCAGAAUGAGCUUCCCCUUGGUGUGCAGUACCAUGUUUUUGCUGAUCCUGUUGGGCCAAAAAUUGGAAAUGGAGGGUCUACACUCCUUGCUCUUCGUCGAUUAGAGGAACUCUAUGCAGACAAGUUGGAUAACUUCACCAUUCUUUUAAUUCAUGCUGGAGGUUAUAGCCAACGUUUGUUAAGUGCCAGUGCACUAGGAAAGAUUUUUACCACUCUUCCUUUGGGCAACCCUGUUUAUCAAAUGUUGGAGCUCAAGCUUGCAAUAUAUGUCGACUUCCCCACUCACAUGAAGCCUGGGGUUCUGGUGAGCUGUGCCGAUGACAUUGAGCUUUAUUGUCUGGGUGAGACUGAAGCUGUAUGCUUUGACAGACCUGGUUUCACUGCCCUCGCUCAUCCUUCCUCCUUGUCCAUUGGCACCACACACGGUGUCUUUGUGUUGGAGCCUGAUCAGAUGGAGGCCGUACAGAAAGAGCUGGAGUAUAAAACAUGCUGUCGCUUCCUUCACAAGCCCAGUGUGGAAACGAUGCAGAAGGCAGGAGCUAUCUGUGAAGCUAGCCGUUGUAUCAGGCGUGACCGAGACACUGAGGAUGUGGGCUUUGUCUACACAGAUAGCAUCUAUUACUUUGACCGUCAAACAGCUAAACAGUUGCUGGUGAUCCUUGGAGAAAUUGGCCCUCUUAGGUGUGAGAUUGAUGCGUAUGGUGACUUCCUGCAGGCUUUGGGGCCGAGGGCCACAUCAGAGUAUACCAAAAAUACAGCUAAUGUCAACCAGGAGGAGCAGGAGCUGGUGGCAGUUCGGCAGAAAAUCUUCUCUCGUCUCCAAGGGACAUCGCUUAAUCUGGCCAUGUUGAAUAAUUCAAAAUUCUAUCACCUAGGCACCACCCAGGAAUAUCUAUACCACUUGACAGCAGAUAGCACCCUGAGAAUGCAAUUGGGGCUGCUGUCUGAGUCCACUGGAAUUGGUCAGUUCUACCCCGAGGAUUAUGGACAAGUUCCCUGCAUUAUCGAGAGCCUGGUAGGAUUGGAUUGUGACAUAUCUCCUGGUAGUAUAAUUGAGUAUUCCCGGCUGGGGCAGGGCACCUGUGUGGGCUCCAACAGCAUCAUCAGUGGAUGCAGCAUCAGAGCGAAUACCACCAUCCCCCCUGACACCUUCCUGCAUACACUCUGCGUCCCAGAGGGCUUUGCCACCGUGAUCUUCGGCACUGGAGACAACCUCAAGCGUACGGCCGCAUCCCUGUUGGAGAUCCACCAACUGCAGCUGCUGGGUAUCAAUUUCGAAGAGGCUACUGUGAGCCUAGGCCUGAAGAUCUCCCAGGAUCUAUUCUCUGGCAGUGGAAAAAUCUGCCCUAGUCUGUGGAACGCCAGGAUCUUCCCUGCCCCAUGUGCGACAGCAGAAGACUCGGUGACGGCGGUACUGGAGAUGUUUGAAGCCUUGCGGGGUGAAUCAGUCCCUCAGUUGGCAGCUGAUGUCCAGUUGCUCUCCGUUGAAGAAAUACUCCAACGCAAGGAUGUGAUGAGCAUGCUGAGUUUCAGAAAGCAGCUUACUGAAGAAAUUAGUCAGAGGAGAAAUUCUGGUGAAAACACAAAACAGGCUUUAUAAUUCAUGUUAAUAAAAUGUGAGGCUGGA